Molecule: messenger RNA, 1938 nt
Organism: Aspergillus affinis
Lineage: Eukaryota; Fungi; Ascomycota; Eurotiomycetes; Eurotiales; Aspergillaceae
Product: Positive regulator of purine utilization
Exons: 6
Coding region: 1-1938 (645 amino acids)
Biological process (GO): DNA-templated transcription; positive regulation of transcription by RNA polymerase II
Molecular function (GO): zinc ion binding; DNA-binding transcription factor activity, RNA polymerase II-specific; sequence-specific DNA binding
Source: RefSeq, a predicted model, not a curated record
AUGCCUGAUCCCUCGAGAAGUCGACCCAAGAGAGGCGCUGCACAGCGCUGCGAUGAACAGGUUCCAGCAUGCAGCAACUGUCGGCGUAAUAAUCUAGUUUGCCUGGUCGAGGACCCUGCAACAAAGCGACAUCAACCGCGGAAUUACCUGGAGACGCUGGAACAACGUGUCAUCCUGCUAGAGAAUAUGCUACAGGAUGCACGUUCAAGCGCAACAAGUGAUUCCGUUCCUUCGCCAAACGGGCCGCCUGUUGCCAACCCUGGACAUGCUAGCAUUGCCCCUGUCGACGACGAUCGGAAUGACCUUGGUGGCCUGCCCUCGAUAAUUGGCACGCUGAGCUUGAACGCGGCGGGAGCAGAGCCCAGCUAUCUAGGUCCGUCCUCUACGUUUGCCUUUGCGCGUUUUAUCAAACCAUCGCUUCGCCAGGUGGUAUCGUCGUUAUCACCCAAUGUCUCCAGGCCGGCUGCCGAUGCUCAUGGCGCAAUCCCGGAGCCAUGCCCGCUGCCAGACUACCGCGCGGCCGUCAGAUUGAGUAAUGCAUACUUUCAGAACAUCCAUCCUCAGUACCCGUUCAUACAUGAGCCAACUUUCCGCGUGUGGGAGGCUGCACUGGAGGAUCCUUUCGAGGGGAUCAGUACUUUCGCCUACAACCCUGUACCUCUAUACUUUCUGAACAUGGUAUACGCCAUUGGAGCCAUCUUACUGCCCAGCACCGGGUACUCGGCCGAGCAACUAUACGUCUCCGCCAUGCUCUAUAUCGAUGACAUAUUAUGUCAUGAUAAUCUACAAUGUAUCCAAGCAAUACUAUGUUGCGCUGCAUACUCCCUCCGAUCUUCGAAGGGCAUAUCGCAUUGGAAGCUGGGUGGGCAAGCGUUACGCCAAUGCGUCAAUCUCGGCUAUCAUCGUAGCCAGAGGAGGUUGAGGUCGAUUCUGAACCCACUACAACAAGAGAUGCAAAAGAGGGCGUUUUGGAGCGCGUAUGUGAUGGAGUGCUCGGCUGCAGUUAUGCUAGGACGACCAUUGAGUCUUCACUUCCGAGAGAUUGACGCGGAGUUCCCUUUGGACAUCGAGGAAACCUACCUCUCGCAAACAGGCAUCUGUGGCUCCCCGCGGUCUUCACCAGCCGAACCGCCCACGAUGAUGACCCACGCUAUCCACGGCUUCCGAAUUCGCAGCCUUCUCGGUUGCAUCCAAACGGCUCUCUACUCCGAUAGUACUCUCCUAUACCCCGACAUCCGCAAAGUCCGUGUGCAAGAGUUAUCUACCGACCUUGGAAAGUGGAAGGCCGAGUCCCCUCCUCCCAUGAUUCCGCCCGAAGGCGGCGCCCUCUCAUAUUUCGUCACCCCGGACUGGUACGAAACCAACUACAACUACGCCGUGCUGCAGCUCUACCGCAUCCAGAUCACCGACACCAAGGAUCCGGCACCCGACGAAAUCUUCUUAAAAUGCCUCUACGCCGCCAAGGCGCUUUGUCACAGCUACCGUCGCCAAUCCAUCGGAAAACCAAUCACCUAUACAUGGAGUGCCCUGCACGAGCUGUUCCUCGCAGGCCUGACAUACCUCUAUUGUCUGUGGACGUCACCGACCGCCCGGGAAGCCUCUCGCCAUGACCAAGUCAGUAGCACCUGCAUGGACUGUACAAUGGUCCUUGUGAUCCUGGCGGAACGAUGGCCCGAUGCGGCGCCGUAUCGGGAUGUUUUUGACGCCCUGGCCAGCCGCACUAUGACCAUGAUGGCGGACCUGCAGCAGGAUCAUAAUUUAGUAGCCCCGACGGCGCUGGUCCCCGGGAAAGAUACGUAUCCGGAACAGUUGCCGCAGUGGGUGGCUGGGAUCGAGGAUGCGGGUCUUUCUGUUGGGGUGGAUUGGCUGUUGAGUGAGUUGAUUGAUGAUGUUCCUAUUCCGCAGCAGUAUGCCGAUGGCGGAUCAUGGACUGGAUAG